This is a messenger RNA of Mycena citricolor, 615 nucleotides long. The record is from the annotation of a GenBank genome assembly. Lineage: Eukaryota; Fungi; Basidiomycota; Agaricomycetes; Agaricales; Mycenaceae.
CUCGCUGCAGGCGCGUAGCUCCUGCAUGCGCGCCCAUCCUCCGCAGUCGCGAAGCGCGGCGGGAGCGAAGCGCGAGUGAGGGAAAGGAGCUCUGCAGAACCGGCUGGUAGGUUUGUGAAUCGCUCGCUUAGAUCUGGUAUGCUAAAGCAGAACUACCUUUCUGCGCCGCAGUCGCUGCUCCGAACCCGCUGUGCGGGGUGCAGCAAAAGUACCAAAAGUAAUCAUUCAUUUAAAUCAAAACAGCUAAAGCACUCCUGCGGCCUGCGGGGGGGUGCUAAAGCAGUGAGCCAUUUUCAAGUUAGUCCUUCCGCUCCGCGCCUGCGGACCGCUGCAGGGGAGAGCACCUCCGCCUGCGGAGAGUCGUAGUAGCGCGCGCCUCUUUAGCGGCGCUCCGCAGUCCACCCUAAGGGGGAGGGGGGAGGGGCGCAGCGGUUCAUCCGCAGGAGGCGGCGAGCGGAGCGUAACUUAAAAAAAGGCUAAUAGGCUAAAUAGUAUGUAUAUUUGAGUGUCUUUUAAUACAAUCCGCAGUGCGCAGCAGCGAAGCGUUAGCUCCAACCAGUUUGCUCAAACGGACUGUGGCGCAGGAGGCAAGCAGGGGCCUAUUCUUUUUUUUAG